GCACGCGCCACAGCUGUGCGCGUGACGUGACGUGACGGUGUUUGUGUCGCUGCGUGAUUCAGAAGUGACGGGACGCUGAUGUGAUCCUGGUUUGAGGAACAGAAGUGUUCUGAGUGAGUCCCGUGCGGGGCUAAUUUACCUGCAGAGUGAUUGCGUCGGCUCAUUCUGUUGCCCUUCUGCGCCACGCGCGUUAUAUGCCCGCAGUGCAGAGUGACGUGCAGUGAUGUGACGCCAUCAGCGGAGCUCGACGGCUGGUGUGAGCGGUGAUGUGUUGACAGCGAGCGGUGCCAGUGACGGGCGAGCGCGCCGCUCCGAUCGGCUCGAUACCGGCUGUCUGGCCGUCUGGUGUGAAAGGAAGCGAGCGCCGGCCGCCGAGGGUCCAGUGGUGUCGAGCCCUCGCCGAAUCGCCGGGGCCAGUGGAAAUACAGCGGCGCCAGGCUCGGCCACCGGGCCGGGGCGAAGGCCGUCCUUCAGAGCCGGCGGCCAGGUGAAGGCCUCGGUCCCAGCUGACUCCGAGUCCCCGCUCCGCCAUGGCCCUGCGCGUGAGCAGCGCCUACUACCCGGCGGCGGGGGCCGACGCUGCCCCGUCGCCGCCGACGCGGGCGCUCAGCGACGACCAGCUGAGCUUCCAGCAGCGUCGGCAGCUGGUGGCCUCGUCACUGUCGUUCUCCGACCUGCUGAGCGGCCACAAACUGCGCGUGGCCGCCGCCGCCGCCGCCAAACGAGCCGAUACAGCGCGGAAGCAGAGUAACGGCACGAUGGGUCGCGACGGGCUCGGCUCCGGCUCGCGGACACCUCCCGUCGAACGGAGGCACAAGCUCUCCUCACUCGGCCGACUCUUCAAACCGUGGAAGUGGAAACGCAAGAAAAAGUCUGACAAGUUCACUGAAACACAACGCUCUUUGGAGAGAAAGAUCUCUGUCCGAGCGGCCCGUGAGGACCUGGUGAAAAAGGGCAUCCUACUACCGGAGACACCCACCACUCCUAGCGGACCCAUGGGAGAGGCGCCUGCCCUCGCGGCCACACCCGGGGCCAUUGAUUUCGGAGCGGCGCCGGUCGGCGCCAGACGGUCGGUGGUCGGACCGCGCCGCGAUGGCCGCCCGGUGAGCGCCCAGCCGGCCGCAGCACUGGACGCCAGGCAGGAGCGCAGGGCCGGCAUGUGUGACCGCGUCAGUAAGGCCGGACUCAUCUCGGCGGUGAAGACGCUGACGCGCCGGCCCGGCUCGCGCAAACGCUCCGGCAGCCGGGACAGCUCGCUGGAGAAGCCUCAUGACCAGGACGAGCAGCCAG
Amphibalanus amphitrite is the source of this 1290-nucleotide messenger RNA. Its product is annotated as phosphatase and actin regulator 1-like. NCBI's taxonomy places the organism in Eukaryota, Metazoa, Arthropoda, Thecostraca, Balanomorpha, Balanidae. The annotation marks the transcript as partial. The transcript is spliced from 4 exons. The record is from RefSeq and is a predicted model, not a curated record. Gene Ontology annotation, biological process: actin cytoskeleton organization. Gene Ontology annotation, molecular function: actin binding.